UACUUCCGCCCUUACUCGCGGCUAAGCGGCUAGCUAAAAGUGGUUGUGCUUACUCAAUCAUGGGGGCUUUUAGUUUCUGUUUUAUGGCUUAAGUACACUAUCGCUCGUGACCCUCGAUAACUAACGUUGUGCUUGCAGGGUGGUGUGCCUUUUACCCCUUUCCUCUUUAUAAGGUAAAAGGAACACAUCGUCACCAUGGGGCGACGUUCAACCUCCUCCACCAAGAGUGGGAAGUUCAUGAACCCCACAGACCAGGCCAGAAAAGAAGCCAGGAAAAGGGAGUUGAAAAAGAAUAAAAAGCAGAGAAUGAUGGUGAGAGCUGCAGUUCUCAAGAUGAAAGACCCCAGGCAGAUAAUCAGAGACAUGGAGAAAUUGGAUGAGAUGGAGUUCAAUCCAGUCCAGCAGCCCUUGCUGAAUGAGAAGGUGCUGAGGGACAAGAGGAAGAAACUACGAGAGACAUUUGAACGCAUUGUCCGCCUCUAUGAGAGAGAGAAUCCCGAAACCUACAAGGAUCUGCGCAAACUUGAUUUGGAAUACGAGACUAAACGGGGCCAGCUGGCGCUCUACUUCGAUUCAGUCAAGAAUGCGGAAUCUGUCGAGGUUGAUAGUAUUCCUUUACCAGAUAUGCCUCAUGCACCCUCCAAUAUCCACAUCCAGGACAUCCCUCUACCAGGAGCUCAGCCUCCUUCCAUACUGAAGAAAGGAUCCUCUUUUGGGAGAGGACCUAUACCUGGCCCCUAUUUGCCAGCAUUGCCACCUGUCCCACGUUUACCUCCAGGGAAGAAACCUCCUGGACCGCCACCUGGUCCCCCACCACCGCAAGUCUUGGCACUCUAUGGUAUUCCUUCACGACGGCCUUGGGGCACAGAAAUGGAACCUUCGAUUCCUGGUUUGGACAAGAUGGCAACAGAGUUCGGAAGAGACCAGGACAGUGGCAGCGAGAGCGAUAGAGACCGAGACGAACUGGAUGAUGACGACAGCGACUCUGAGGAGGACAGUGAUGAAGAGCGGGAUGAAGAUGGUGACCCAAAGAAGGGAGGUGAAAGAGAUGCGGACAGAGGUGAAAGGCAGGCCGGUCGCAGCGUGCGUUUCGCAGACAUGCCCUCAGACGCAACCGGUGAUGGAAAGAAAAAGAAAAAGAGGUUGGUGAAGAAGACCAAGGCCAUUACACCGCUGCAGGCCAUGAUGUUAAGGAUGGCAGGUCAGUCAAUUCCUGACGAUGAGGAAGAAGAAGAAGUUGAGGAAGAGUACACAGAUGAAUCGGAUGGUUCAGACGUUGAAGACAAGGGGCCACCAGGGGACCAGUCUCAGCUCAUUGCCAGUCAGCGUCUCCCACCCGCAAGUGGGCCAGCUGGACAGCAAGGUCCGCCACCCUUGCAAGGUCCCCCAAUGACUGGGCCUCCACCAAUGGGUCCUCCACCAGCUCCACCAAUGAGGCCUCCAGGUCCACCUUCCGGUCCACCUCCGGGCCCUCCGCCAGGAGCUCCUCCAUUCUUGAGGCCUCCAGUUUUACCUGGCAUGAGGGGUCCAAUACCUCGUCUUCUACCCCCUGGACCUCCACCAGGCCGUCCCCCUGGUCCACCACCUGGUCCCCCUCCUGGCCUUCCACCAGGCCCCCCACCACGUGGACCCCCUCCCAGACUCCCGCCCCCAGGACCCCCUGGUAUCCCUCCACCACCCCCAAGAGCAGGAGGGCCCGCCCGUCCCAUGGCGCCUCCUCAUGCCCUCUUUCCUCCACCUCUCAGCGCCAACGUGCUUAGUGCUCCUCCCAGCAUUGUCCAGCGUCAAAAAGGCCCGGGAUCCGGCCAAGAUGGUUCCCAGAGCAGCAUGCCGCCUCCUUCCAUGUCCAUGCGCUCCAGUGUCAUGCAGAUACCCCCUCCACCAGGGACUGCUGCUGCCAGUCACCUCCACGCAGCCACCAUUGAGAAAAGAGCCAACAUCACUUCAGUCUCUGGUGCGGCCGGUGCAGGGGCCACCAUCUCUGCCAAACCACAAAUUAUCAAUCCAAAAGCAGAGGUCACAAGGUUCGUGCCCACCGCACUGAGAGUGCGAAGGGACAAGAGCGGUGCAAUGCCGGGGCCAGCAGUUGGUCCACUGGAGAAAGGUGGUGCCGGAGGAAGGAGGGGAGAUGAAGGCAUGGGAAGUGGCCACGGGUUGAAACAGCACUCAGCCGCUGCUGCUAUGGGCAUGUCUCACCCAGCUCAGAUUGGUGCUGUGCCACAGCCCAGUAUGAAGACCAAGGACCAGGUGUAUGAAGCCUUUAUGAGGGAGAUGGAGGGGCUCCUCUGAGAUUCACCUGUUUCGUCAUUGGGCCGAACUGAAACAAUGUGUUUGUCAGUUUUGGUAUUAGUAUUCUCUAUGCCUUCCUCUAUCCAUAUGUCUUUAGGACACCAGAAAAGCUAAAAUUGUUUCAACAAUUCAUUUUCAUUUAAUCUGGAAUAUAUACUAUAGUAAAACACAUUUAAUUGGUCAAUUAUGUAAAUUGUGUGAUAUGUUGGUUGUUUGAGUUUUGUCUCAAUACUUCCCCCCCAUUUUACUGAGUACUGUUUGUCUUAUAAAAAUGAAAAAAAACUGUCAUUUUGUAUUUUUUUUUAGCUUUCCGCCUCUUGUUUGACUUGUUUAUUUAAAUGACGAACCAAGAUGUCCGUUUGAUCUGCAGCAUAAUAAAACAUGU
Molecule: messenger RNA, 2674 nt
Organism: Dunckerocampus dactyliophorus (ringed pipefish)
Lineage: Eukaryota; Metazoa; Chordata; Actinopteri; Syngnathiformes; Syngnathidae
Gene: wbp11
Product: WW domain-binding protein 11
Exons: 12
Coding region: 196-2289 (697 amino acids)
Biological process (GO): mRNA cis splicing, via spliceosome
Cellular component (GO): spliceosomal complex
Source: RefSeq, a predicted model, not a curated record